Molecule: messenger RNA, 2031 nt
Organism: Sphaerulina musiva SO2202
Lineage: Eukaryota; Fungi; Ascomycota; Dothideomycetes; Mycosphaerellales; Mycosphaerellaceae
Exons: 1
Coding region: 295-1524 (409 amino acids)
Source: RefSeq, a predicted model, not a curated record
UGGAAGCAUCUACCAUCUGGAGGUCACCAGGUUGGAGAAGCAGCCUCGUCAGCUGCGCUUCUUCUACCUUUCGCGCUGUUGCGAUUCAACCUCCGCAACAGCAUCUUCAGGUUUGACUGGCCCCGUUACAGACAUCAGAGUUGACGACGUCGCCGGCGAUGUGCAUUCCUGCUAAUCAAUGAUCAUGCUGCCAUACCUUCCGCCCUGACGACUCCAGUAAGAUGACCAGCAAGAUCGGACACCAUAGCCUCCAUUCUUGACGACAUACUCUACGAUAGCCAGUCGGACGGCGGCAUGUCGUUGACCGUCCACCAGCUGAAUGCCGACAGUUGCUUUCUCCUAACCUUCAGGCCAUCAUGUGCGGCCCAAACGCUCGAGGGCAAGUUUCCGGGGAGUUUCAGUAUUCUCGUCGAUCCAUGGCUCGACGGCGCGAGCUCAGUCUUCCACCCCAAGUUCGCAACAACAUAUCACAGCGAGCCAUCCGCCAUCCGAUCACUGCGGGAGUUGAAAGACGAGAUCGAUGUAGUUGUGAUCAGCCAGGACAAGCCAGAUCACUGCCAUCGAGAAACGCUGUGCUCGUUGGACAAGAGUACGAAGACGAAGAUCUUCGCAACACCAAAGGCCGCGUUCAAAAUCCGCGACUGGAAGCACUUUGACGAUCCUAGCAUAAUAGAGGAGAUACCUACAUACUGCACUUCCAAAGGGGCUGCUGCGUUCGUCCGUAUUCCCAUCGAGCCGCACCCUCCCUCUACGGCUGUGGGCGAGAUCACAAUAACGAAUGUCACUACCAAGGGCGACUUGGCGCGUUUACACAAUGCCAUUGGCAUCACCUACCGUCCCCCUGGUACAGCGCUCACCACAGUCGAGGAUAAUGCCAUCAAGAUAGGUGAUCUCUCUAUGUCGGCUCAUUCUGGCACAACUAAAACAUCGUCCAAGACCAUUCGUAAGAAGCCAUCCAUCAGCAGUCACUUUGGCAUAUCAAAGAGAAUUUCUUUGCGUUCGCUGUCCUUGCCAACCAGCGCGAACCCCGCGUCGAACACCAUCGAUGCCCGCCAUCCGGCAAGCACCAGCUUCAAUAACAAGCCUCACGCGCCGGGCUCUCCCACACAGCAGCAACCCGCCGAAGCCGUACUUUCAGUCCUCUACACCCCUCACGGAAUCGACUUCGCCAACCUCCGUUCGUAUAUCGUCCACCACCUCGCACCGUUGCCGGGCGCUGUUCCGAUCACCGCGCUGUUUCACGCGUUCAACGUGGAAGCCAAUCCCAAGAUUCUUGGUGGUCUGAUCAGUGGUGGUGCACCUGGCGGCAUCAAUAUUGUAAGAGAGGUCGAUACGAAGUAUUGGAUAUCCGCACACGACGAAAUCAAAAAGAAUGAAGGAUGGGCAACGAAGUUCAUGAGUAGUACAGUGUAUGGAGUGGAAGAGGUGACUAGAUUGUUGAGGGAGACUGAGGGUAUCUCAAGCAUGCGGGGCAAAAGCACCAUUGUCGAGGCGCUUGGAAAUGGAGGAAUCAAGACAUUCUGAGAUGGGUGGACUUGCACGGCUUUUACAAUAUGCACUUGAUCCCGGGACGGAUGGUGUGGCGUCCAUCCACGAGAGGGCUGGGAAAGAGGCUAUGGUUCAAUAGAUGGACCGGUGUUGCGAGAGGGAAAACAAGGGAACUCGUCCGGACUGUCUGCUGCCAUGUCAGUCUGAGGAUAUGGCUUGCACAAAGCGCCGUUUCGGCUGCAGUAGCAAGCGACCUCAGAACCAUCGUUGUGUUUUGGAUGCUCGUCAGUGCUCGCAAGCUGCAGCCCGAAUCCUGAGUCAAUAUGGCUCCGAGCUACCGUGAUAUGGAAUCGUGACCCAUUUUGUCGCGUACAUGUAUAUGCGGGAUUGUUUACAUGCUUGUGAUAGUAAAGCGAGCCUGAUUGUACGUUGUCAUUGACAAUCGACGGCGGAGCGAUCAAACGAAGGAGACGUCGGCCUGGGAUAUACGUAUUUUUGGCUGUAGGAUGUGUUAGUGUAUAGGUACAUGUAGGUCUGUAAGAG